Molecule: messenger RNA, 3344 nt
Organism: Pimephales promelas (fathead minnow)
Lineage: Eukaryota; Metazoa; Chordata; Actinopteri; Cypriniformes; Leuciscidae
Gene: clip1b
Product: CAP-GLY domain containing linker protein 1b
Biological process (GO): positive regulation of microtubule polymerization; cytoplasmic microtubule organization
Cellular component (GO): nucleus; microtubule plus-end; cell cortex
Molecular function (GO): microtubule plus-end binding
Source: RefSeq, a predicted model, not a curated record
AAGUGUUUGGGUGCAGCUUUGUGUUGAAUUGCCUCACCCAUCAUCAUCCCUAGUGUGAGAUCAUCAUCCAGACAAACAAGAAAUCCCCUUUAUUUUCCUUAUCACGGAGGCAUGCUUGACAUUAAAACGGUUCAGGGAAUCCUAUCUGGUCAAGGAGGGUUGACGUAUUUCCAGGCCCUGCAGGAAUAGCACAUGUGUGCAUAAAGCAGGGAAAAUGAGUACGGGGAAGCCAAGUGGUCUCAAACCACCCACCAAAAUUGGUAAACCAGCUUCGGCGCCAACCAAAACCUCGCCCACCUCAGCUGGUGCCAAGGCUGUAACAUCUCCGACCUCCAAUAGCGGCCAAGAUGCGCCGUCAGAUUUCUCUGUUGGCGAACGUGUCUGGGUCAACGGAAAUAAACCCGGUUCUGUGCAGUUCAUCGGAGGGACUCAGUUUGCACCAGGCCAGUGGGCAGGAAUAGUUCUAGACGAGCCCAUCGGGAAGAACGAUGGCUCUGUGUCUGGAGUGCGCUACUUCCAGUGUAUGGACUUGCGAGGCAUAUUUACUCGGCCCUCCAAACUCUCUCGUACUCCCGUGGCAGAGCUUGAGACCAAUGGCACGCAGACUCCCGCCAACAAGUCGUCUGCCUCCCCUGCCAAAGAUCCUGCUCCUGUCACUCAAACCAUUAUUGCAACCACCAAGUCCUCAUCAAACCUCACCAGGGCCACCAGCGAGUCUGCCUCCAAUAUGUCUGAGACGGAUUCGGCCAAGAAGUUACAGCGGGACAUGAAGCUGGGUGAUCGUGUGCUGGUUGCAGGAUCCAAGGCAGGUGUUGUGCGCUUCCUGGGAGAAACUGACUUCGCGAAAGGUGAAUGGUGUGGCGUUGAGCUGGACGAGCCUCUUGGCAAGAAUGAUGGGGCAGUGGCUGGUGUAAGGUAUUUUCAGUGCCUCCCAAAGUAUGGACUGUUCGCUCCUACGCACAAAGUCACACGCAUCGGAUUCCCGUCCACCACUACUGCCAAAUCCAAAAGCUCCAGGCGCAGGUCGACCCUAAAGAACAGCCCGAGCGCAUCUUCUGUCAGCUCCCUCAGCUCUGUCACCUCCUCAGUAGGAGGCAAACCCAGCCGAGCGGGCCUGCUCACAGAGACGUCUGCACGGUACGCACGGAAGAUCUCAGGCACCACGGCCCUGCAGGAGGCCCUGAAGGAGAAGCAGCAGCACAUCGAGCAGCUCCUGGCUGAGCGGGACAUGGAGAGGACGGAAGUGGCACGAGCCACAAGCCAUGCUGGAGAGGUGCAGCAAGAGCUGGCACUGCUCAGACAGGGCCAGGAACAGUACGCCAACGAGAUGGAAGCCAAGUUGGACCAGUUGCGGAGACUUGUGGAGACUGCAGACCGAGAUAAAGUGGAGCUGAUGAAUCAACUGGAAGAGGAAAAAAGAAAAGUGGAGGACCUGCAGUUCCGUGUAGAGGAGGCUUAUAUUACCAAAGGUGACCUAGAGACGCAGACCAAACUGGAGCAUGCCCACAUUAAGGAGCUCGAACAGAGUCUUCUGUUUGAAAAGACCAAAGCAGAUAAACUCCAGAGGGAGUUAGAGGAUACUAGGGUCGCCACGGUGUCCGAGCGCUCCAGGAUCAUGGAGCUGGAGAAGGAGGUGUCCGACCUGCAGCUUCAGCUGAGAACUCUUCGAGCCGAGACCUCGGGAUCAGCCUCCCCUCCAUUACAAGACAAAAAGAUCAAGGAGCUGAACUUGGAGUUGGAGAACAGACAGAAGGAGGUGCUUCUAUUCCAGCAGAAACUCUCCUCCUCUGAACAGGAGAAAGCAUCCCUCCAGCAGCAGCUGCAAGAUCUGACAAAUAAGCUUGACUCAGCUGCAGAGGACAAAAAUAAAGCAACACUUGCAAUGCAAGAAAUGGAAAGGAACAUGAAAACGGAGAGAGAGAAGCUGGAUCAAGUAUCCAGGGAGAAGGAGGAACUGCUGAAGAAACAGGUGAAGGAUGAAGAGAGAGAGAUUCAGAUGAAGGAGCUGAAGGAGAAGUUGGGCCAAACAGAAGGAGAGUUGAGCAGAAUCGCAGAGAGGAGCGUUGGGCUGGAACGGCAGGUGGCGGAACUGAAAGCCUACAAGAACCAAACCCAGUCUAAUGAAAACCUGGAGCAGAUGAUGCACAAGAAUAAGGAGUUGCAGGAGGAGCUUGAGGCCCUGAAGCAGCAGAACUCUCAGUAUCAGGAGCAGUUGUGUUCAGGAACUCAGCGCAUCGGGAACCUCUGCAAAGAAAUUGAUGAGGGAAAACUGUCAGCCAAUCAGAAGUCUCAGAGGCAGGUGUCGCUCCAGGACGAGAAAGGGAUGUUGGCUCAGGAGUUGGACGUCUACAACAAACAGCUUGAUGACGAAGCUUUGACUAGCCAUCUGGAGAUUACAGAGAGAGAGAAUUCCAAUGCAGUGAUGUCCGAUAAAGACAAAGAGCUAGAGACGCUACGAAAUGAGAUCGCAGUGCUGCGUGGGGAAAAUGCCGUGGCCAAGACGCUGCAGUCGGCCGUGACGUCUCUAGAAAGGGACAAAGCCCAGCUGCAGAGCCGAGUGAACAGCUUGGAGAAGAAGCUGGAGGGCCGGGAGACGGGGAACGGAGAGGAAGUCAUCUCAGUGGGUGAUCCCGCUUUGGACCAACUGAGAGAAGAGAAGGAGUUUGCCGAGGGACAGAUCAACUUCCUGAACUCUGUGAUUGUGGACCUCCAGAGGAAGAAUGAAGAACUAAAGGUGAAGCUGAAGAAAAUGGCGCUGACCGAGUUCAAUGGAAAUGAUGAAAAUGAUGAUCUUGGUAAGGACAAAAAGAAGAAGAAAGCCCCACCACGCGUCUUCUGUGACAUCUGCGACUGCUUCGACCUGCACGACACGGAGGACUGUCCCACGCAAACGCAGUCCCCAGACUCGCCUCCGCACACCACUCACCACGGGGCCCGCAGCGGCGAACGGCCGUACUGCGACAUCUGUGAGGCGUUCGGUCACUGGACAGAUUCUUGCAACGAUGACCAAACCUUCUGAACUUCUCUUCUACCCCUCCGCCUGUGAGCAGGCUAUGCACAGAUCGCUUUCAACCAGAUUCGCUAUUUUUCUACACAGCGUAUAUACAUUCGAACCUCUUGUACAUUCCUUGAAACGUAUCCGUCCGUAUGAAGGCUAAGGUAUGCUGCAUUGAUGGAAUUUCAAUUAUGAAGAUGAGAGAUAUUUCUGUGUUACUAAUGACUGUUUUGUGUGUUUCAUAAGAUUUUGAUCCACUGAUGAAAUACCAGCAAGAAAAAGAGGCACGGUAAUGUGCUGUGUAUUUAAAGCUGCUGAGUGUAAUUUCUACUCCCCCAGAGGCACAAAA